AUGGCCGUCGGAAAGAACAAGAGAUUGUCCAAGGGCAAGAAGGGCCUGAAGAAGAGAACCGACCCAUUCGCGCGCAAGGACUGGUACUCCGUCAAGGCCCCAUCGACAUUUGCUAUUCGCGAGUACGGCACCACCACCCGCUCCCAUGCACCUGCAGAGCAGGCGGCGGAGGAUAUCAGAGAUUCAAAGGUAUACUAAUUCGCUGCUGCAGUGUCGGCAAGACCCUGGUGAACCGUACCACCGGUCUGAAGAACGCAAACGAUGCCCUCAAGGGCCGCAUCUUCGAGGUCUCUCUCGCCGAUCUCCAGAAGGACGAGGACCACGCUUUCCGCAAGGUUAAGCUCCGAGUCGACGAGGUCCAGGGCAAGAACUGCCUGACCAACUUCCACGGGCUCGACUUCACCUCCGACAAGCUGCGCUCGCUCGUCCGCAAGUGGCAGACCCUCAUCGAGGCCAACGUUGUCGUCAAGACCACCGACGACUACCUCCUGCGCCUCUUCUGCAUUGCCUUCACCAAGCGACGACAAAACCAGAUCAAGAAGACCACCUACGCACGCUCCUCCCAGAUUAGGCAAAUCCGCAAGAAGAUGACGGACAUCAUGCAGCGUGAGGCUCAGGCAUGCACCCUCAGCCAACUCACACACAAGCUCAUCCCAGAGGUUAUUGGACGUGAAAUCGAGAAGAGCACCCAGGGCAUCUACCCUCUGCAGAACGUACGUUGAUGGGAUACUUUGAGAUUGGCAUAAGGUAUGGAGUACUGACAGGAUCGCAGGUCCACGUCCGCAAGGUCAAGCUCCUCAAGGCACCCAAGUUCGAUCUUGGUAACCUUCUCUCGCUUCACGGCGAAUCCACCACCGACGACUCCGGCCAGAAGGUCGAGAACCGUGAGUUCAAGGAGCAGAUCUUGGAGAAUGUCUAA
Lecanosticta acicola is the source of this 919-nucleotide messenger RNA. The record is from the annotation of a GenBank genome assembly. Lineage: Eukaryota; Fungi; Ascomycota; Dothideomycetes; Mycosphaerellales; Mycosphaerellaceae.